Molecule: messenger RNA, 4501 nt
Organism: Daphnia magna
Lineage: Eukaryota; Metazoa; Arthropoda; Branchiopoda; Diplostraca; Daphniidae
Gene: anne
Product: polyamine-transporting ATPase 13A3
Exons: 24
Coding region: 359-4243 (1294 amino acids)
Biological process (GO): polyamine transmembrane transport; intracellular calcium ion homeostasis
Cellular component (GO): membrane
Molecular function (GO): polyamine transmembrane transporter activity; ATP hydrolysis activity; ATP binding
Source: RefSeq, a predicted model, not a curated record
AGUAGUGAACGUUGUUCAUAACGUCGUUGGUUUACCGAAACACAAUCAAGUCUAACAGUGAAUUAUAUCUGUCCAAAUCUCGGAUUUCGUUUGUUGUCAGCGAAUACACAAGUGCUUUCACAUCUCUGAAAUCUAGUGCGCAAAACCGUCCAAGUGUGCAUCGCGGACACUGUCAGUGUACACGUUGAAGCACGACUUUUCAACCUUUUGAAGUAAUAACUAAAUAUUUGAAGCUAUUCAUACCUGGUUUUAAGAAAAUCAUGACGGCAGUGCCCAAGAGAGAACCCUGUGAGUUUGUGUUUUAAUAAUAGUGAGCCAAGCAAGUGAGCGUACGAGUCGAAUAUUAAUUUUCAACAGAAUGUACAAGAAUUCUGGCUGCCUUAACGAGAUAGUUGCCAUGUCUAAUAACAAGUUGAAAGACACCGAGGAUAACCGUUUGGCGGAACAACACCAGCUUUUGCGUAAAGGUUUGACCAAACAAAUGAAUCAAUUUCCCAACGGUGAGGAUGGACGAACUACGUCACCGGAUAUUCCCUACUCCAGGAAUGCAAACGUUUCAUAUAUCAACGCAGGGGAGGAGGAUCAAAUGGAACUUUACGGCUACCGCCGCUCCAAUUUUCGGACCGCGCUGACUUGGCUUUUCAUUCUGAAAACGCUUGGAAUUUUACGCAUGGUCUUCCAUUGGUUUCCGGAAUGGUUUCUCAACUGCACGUACACCAGGUGUUCUCUCGAGGUGGCUGAGAAAGUGCUGAUCGUAGAGAUCUAUCAAAAGAAACACCGAAGAGUUCAUAUUCGAAGUAUCACCUGUAUGAGUGCCCUUGAGAUCAUAAAUGCUGCAAAUAACCAAACUGCUAAAGGAAAAAAGAAAUCGGCUGAACACUGUAAUUCGCAUGUAUUGCAAGAUUUAAAUCGAAUCGACGAUGCUUCUUCCUUAUCUCUUCCAAACUCAGACGGCACAUUUCGGAGUGCCACGAGCGUGCGUAUGUUCACGUGCAAGAAAUUGCGCUACAUUUGGAAUAUCGAAACUAAGGAGUUCUUGAAAGUGAAAAGCUUGGGUCCUGGUAUGCCAACAUCAUCCUUGCAUCAUGCAGAAGCCCAACAAGGAUUAGCUGGUUUAUCUCUUCUCGAGCAACAAAGAAGACGUGCAAUUUUUGGCUCCAAUUUUAUUAACGUUCCAGUGAAAAGCGUUUUGGAGCUUCUCCUUCUUGAAGUGUUGAAUCCGUUUUAUAUCUUCCAAGUGGUUUCUGUCCUGAUUUGGAUUAUGAUCGAAUAUUAUUACUUCGCCGCCGCUAUUAUGGUUAUGUCUGCGGCUGGAAUAACCAUUUCGAUCAUUCAGACAAGAAAAAAUCAAAAGAAACUGAGGAACACCGUUCACGGCAGUGACAUAAUAGAUGUGUGUCGAGGAAGUGGAGUAUACGAAACUAUAAGAACAGAAGAAUUGGUACCUGGAGACAUAAUCAUUUUACCAGCGACUGGUUGUACAAUGCAUUGUGACGCUAUUCUGCUGUUUGGUACCUGCAUCGUGAAUGAAAGCAUGCUCACAGGGGAAAGUGUACCUGUAACAAAGACUCCUUUGCCAUUCCAACCAGACGUUCUAUAUCAUCCUAAAGAACACUCUAGACAUACUUUGUUUAGUGGAACCAAAGUUGUCCAAACACGAUUUUAUAACGACGAAAAAGUAAUGGCAGUCGUAACGUCGACUGGCUUUAUGACAGCAAAAGGUUCGCUCGUGUCCGCCAUAAUGUACCCACCGCCGGUUGAUUUCCGUUUUGAGAGAGACAGUUACCGAUUUAUUGGCUUUCUUGCUUCCUUGGCUUCUAUUGGAUUUACCUACAGCAUAGUUAAAAAGAUUAUUUCUGGAGAAGCAGGAUUGAAAGUUGUAUUUCAUUCUUUUGACAUUAUCACUAUUUGCGUUCCUCCCGCCUUACCUGCGGCCAUGACCGCAGGAAUCAUUUUGGCACAAAAAAGGCUUGAACAGCGAAAUAUUUUCUGCAUUUCACCUAGAUCAAUUAAUGUUUCAGGAUCUUUGAAUUGUAUUUGCUUCGAUAAAACUGGAACGCUAACAGAAGAUGGGCUGGAUUUAUGGGGUAUUGUACCAGUUGUAGAAAGUCGUCGCUACAUACCUCCUUUAAGAACUCCGUUAAAGUUAUCUCAGGCAUUAUCCACACUUCGUCCAUACGAUCGAGGUCCAUCGUCAGCCAGUUGUAAUAAACUGGACCCACCUCUAUUGCUAAUGGGCAUGGCCACUUGCCAUUCGUUGACAAUUAUAGAUGGAAACCUUAGCGGUGAUCCAUUAGACCUUAAGAUGUUUGAGUCAACGGGAUGGGUACUCGUUGAACCAUCCAAUGAAGAUACGAGUAAAUACGACAACAUUUGCCCAACAGUCGUUACGUGGACGCCAGAGGGUGGAAAUAAAACAGACCCUGAAACUUAUGAUUCCGUCGAAAGCGGUGCGGAUGGAGCUAAAGUUGAAGUAGGCAUUGUUCGCCAGUUCCCGUUCAGCUCGAGUCUUCAGCGAAUGGCCAUCAUCUGCAAACGGAUUGGUCAAGAACAGCUUCAUUUUUUUUGCAAAGGAUCUCCUGAAAUGGUUCAAUCCCUGUGCAAGCCUGAUACCGUGCCGGGAAACCAUAAUCAAAUUCUCGAAGAAUAUACGAGGCAAGGUUUCCGCGUUAUAGCCCUGGCUCACCGUGUCGUUGAGAUUCGAUCCUUACACAAGCUUCAAAAAGUUCAAAGAGAAGAUCUAGAGCAUGAAUUGACAUUCCUCGGUCUAGUCGUCUUAGAGAAUCGGCUGAAACCGGAUACCAAGGCGAUAGUUAAUCAGCUAUCAGAUGCAGCUGUGAGAACCAUCAUGGUCACUGGAGACAAUUUGCUUACAGCUAUUAGCGUUGCUCGCGACUGUGGAAUGGUGGGAUCCCAUGAUCAAGUAGUGAUCGUCAACUACGAAGAAAUUAUUGGUGCAGGUUCAACCGAAGGAAAACCGCGUUUGACCUACACUUUGGCCGAAAAGUCUUCUAUUCAGACACCGUCCAAUACUACCUCACCGUCGACGAUGAAUAGUAGCGGCGAUACGACUUUGGAUAUAAACGACACGGACUUCACCGGUCAUUUAGCUAUCACAGGAAAAUGCUGGUCAGUUAUUCAAGAACAUUAUCAGGACUUAGUACCCCGAUGCGUCGUGAAAGGGACAAUCUUCGCACGUAUGUCUCCUGACCAAAAACAGCAGCUCGUCCAGGCAUUGCAACAACUGAACUAUGUUGUCGGAAUGUGUGGAGAUGGGGCAAACGACUGCGGUGCUCUAAAAGCAGCUCAUGCCGGAAUUUCAUUGUCAGACUCCGAAGCUUCUGUGGCUUCACCUUUCACUUCAAGAGAGGCGAGCAUUAGUUGCGUACCAGAGCUCAUUCGUCAAGGACGUUGCGCACUGGUGACGUCAUUUGGCAUUUUCAAGUACAUGGCCGCAUACAGUCUCACGCAGUUUAUCUCCGUCAUGAUUUUAUACGAAAUCGGAACCAAUUUGACGGACUUCCAAUUCCUCUACAUCGAUCUUUUCCUUAUUUGCUCACUUUCCGCCGUUUUCGGACGUACGCAACCUCAUCCAGGACCACUAUUCAACCACCCGCCACUGACCUCCCUUCUCUCACUACCACCUGUGGGGUCACUUCUUAUUCAAGUAUGCUUGGUUGGCUUAUUCCAAGCUCUUAGUAUGAUUAUCCUCACCAAACAAGACUGGUUUGUGCCGUAUAUGACACUUCACAACAACGUGACUGGCCUGGCAACGGGAGACUAUGCGUCUCAUGAAAACUAUGCCAUAUUUAGCAUGUCUAUGUGCCAAUAUAUUGUUUUGGCAUUGGCGUAUGCUAAAGGAAGACCAUUUAGGGAGGUUUUCCUCAAAAACUACUGGUUUGUCGGAGCUUUAGGCGCUUCUACUGCAUUUUCUCUCUACGUUCUUAUCGAUCCUGGCUACGCAAUCAAGAAGUGGCUAGAACUUGAAAUGCCUCCUAUGGAGUUCCGCCUCGUCAUUUUCAGCCUAUCCGCUGCCCAGGUAAUCGUUUGUCUGUUAACUGAGGAAAUUGUGAUAGAUCGUGGUCUCGUCAAAGUGAUGGAUUCUUCCUUCUGGUUGAAGUUACGACCACGCAAAGAAAAAUACUUGGCGGUCGAAAAGGAAAUAAAAUUGAGCGAUUGGCCUCCAGUUGAAAACCUUGUAGAGUUGUCUCCAUUGGUGACAUCCGCAGUUGCUCAGAAAUAACUGUGAAUGAUUAUUGACAUUUCAUAUGCAGACAAUUUGUCAUUUAUUUACCAUCCCUAGAAUGGUCAUCAUCUCAUUGUAGAUUAUAUCCUUCAAUUAAAAGCGAAGCAAUUUUGAGCUAAAGUACGCCGUUUAUAUGGUAUGGUCUUCCUAUCAUUUUGAUAAAACGUUUGCCAUAUUUAAAGUACACAGCCAGAAUGAAGUUGGACGAUGAACUGAAAUGGACUGAAUUCAUUAAAAAUACAGAUAUAAAACUGC